GUUAGCGUGGGUCAGGGCCUCACAGGCCGCUCGGGGACCUCAUGCGACGGUGACGGCGCACCGCGCACGAGACGCGUCGCCGGCUCAACCCUAGCUUCGACCUUCGAGCAAUCGAGCGGCGCAGCGCGGAGCAGAAUGGGAGCACCGACAGGCGGCGGUGGCACGGAUCACGCCCCCAUGGAGAGAUGGCGGGCGGCACCGGCUCCGGCAGGCGACGGCGGCAAUCGGAAAAGCAAGCGCGGGAGCAAGGACGGCGACUCCGGCGGGCGGCGGCUGGUCGGUGCUCCAGCAAGCAGUUGCAGCGCGGACAGCGCCGAUGAGCGCCUAGAACCAGGAGGAUUAUAGCAGCAACAACGAGUGGCCCGCGACAAUUAGGUGAGCUAAUGCCUGUAUUGUACUCGUGCUACUCCUACUACAAGUGUUAAUUUAUGUUUAUGUACCACAUUUCGUGAAAUAAAAAUAACAGACAUGCAAACAAAACGUGACUACAGAAAACGUGUAGUGUAGAUAGCAGCAAAUUGAACCAAAUGUAGUUUCCCUUUCUUAUUGCUGGAAUCGACCAAAUGUUCAUUCAUUCCCGUUUUUUUUUUUUUUUUUGAAAGGAACAUUGCUGGAAUCGACCAAAUGUUCAUUCAUUCCCGUUGUCCAAACUCCAAACUAAUGUGUUGACAACCCAUUGCUGUAAUUAAAACAUGCCAAUUAUGUCAAUGGUUAUAUUGAAAGAUAAGUAAAUUCAAAUUGUGGCAAUGGGCUGUCGACGCAUUAUUUUGGACAGUGCUACCGAUAAUGGGUGACCAAUUUUGAUCCAAAUAAUUAGAGCAUUCCAUAUAAAUAACGCAUAAUUGCUCGUGUGCUUAAAGAAAUUCAUUUAGAUAACAAUAGAUAGAUUUUUUCAUCUUAAUGUGGUGCUUAUUUCUUCUACAUUAAGCCGUGCGGGUAGACAACAAAGCGACUAUUUCCCUCCGUGUGCAACUGCAUGUGAUAAGUGAAACAAGGUCGGAUCCUGUUAACCCACGAUAGUCACCAGUUAUAAGCGUCCUAAAACCUCCCCAUCCCCGCUUGAAAGGUGUAUGUAAGAAAAUCUACGGACAAGAAUACAUGCUAGAAAAACCCUGUCAUAGAAACCCCUCCUCUAUUAUUUGAUUUUAAAACAUUCUCAACCCAUUCAACCCUGCCAGCCAGAGACAAGGUGUUACUGUGCUUAAACCCUUUAUCACUUCGCUGUAUACAUAUACAAAUCAUAGUACUAGUAGCUCAUUGCCAUCAUUUUCACUGACAAUGGCUCCAUCACCCCCUCGUGAGAAGAGACCCGCACCUGCGGAUACCAUGGACACCUUGUGUUGUCCCUUCCUCCACAGAUGCUGGAUGAGAUACUCUCCCGCCUGCCCAUCCGUGACAUUGUUCGCACCUCGGUGUUGUCCCGCUUCUGGCGCCACCGCUGGAAGGCCCUACCUUCCAUCGACCUUACCUGGCCAGCACAACACGUCGUCGCGCGCGAGGCCGUCAAGGCAGUCCUCCACUGCUAUCCUGGCCGCAUCCAGCGCUUCUCAGCCCUUGUUGGAAAGGGAUUGGCACGCAGCCUCGGGGUCUGGUUUCGCAAGCUUGCCAGCUGCGGAAUCGAGUACCUGUACCUCGACGGAGCCUGCAUCUUCCCUCUCCACGUCUCCGUCUUUGCAUUGGCCAGCCUCACCUCCCUAGAGCUCUGCGAGUGCAGGGUCCCGGGUCUCCCCAAUGGCUUCAUGGGCUUCCCCAACCUCACCAAGCUCAAGCUCUUCAUGGUUGAAUUCCCAGCGGGCGGCGAAUACCAUCUCCAGGACAUCAUAGCCAAAUCACCAUUGAUCGAGGAUCUGUACCUUGGUGAAGCCCGGACCCUCAGCGACACGAUGAAUCUGUGGGCGAUCCAGGCGCCAAACCUUCGUCACCUCACCCUCGCUUCAUCUGACAACUAUGGCUGGAUCCUUGGUGAUUUCCCGCUCCUGGAAUACGCUCUUAUCGACUUGGGAAAGUAUCUUUCUGGCCGUGAUUUUGGCAUGCUGCUUGGCAAGCUUUAUCAUGCCAAGAUGCUUGAGAUUUACACGUGCCAUAGCAUACCGGUAUGUGCUCCUUUUCUAACAUGUUCUUCUGCUGCUCUGACUUGAACUGUUGCGCGCAAACCUUGGCAGGUUCAUUUAUCUUCGUUAGCUCAAAUUGUGAAAUACUAUUCCAUGAUGCAAAAUUUAUUCUUGUCAACAUAUAAAUAUAUUUUUGGAGAAAAAUUAUACUAGAAAUGCCAGUUUCACUGCCCUUGUUAUUGAUUUUUCUAGCCACACGCGCAAGCUAUACUAGAGACACUACCUUGUCAAUUUGACAACUUGAAGAUUUUGAAACUCAGAACACACUUUCUUGACAUGCCCAACAUUCUGUCAAGUUUUUGCAUACUAAGGAAUGCUCCAAACCUGGAGGAACUGAAAAUCAAGGUAAUUGUGAAUGCCACCUUGCAAUUUGUUCAUCUUUACGUUUUUCUCCCUUAAAAAUAGACAAUACCUUUUAUUUUGAAAUGAAUGAACUCCAAUAUGCAUGCAACUUUGGACGUUGUCUAUUUUUUGUCGUAAGCGUUUCCAGUUUUCACUUUUGUUACAUUCCUAUCAAAAUUUGGGUAACCAAUUAACUUUUUUAUACCAGGCACUUCACCCUUAAAGGCCCUUUAGUGACAUGAAAAAUGGUUUGCGAACACAGGGUGUUGAUUCAUGUAGUAGCAUCACUCGAUCCAUGAUAUUUCUUUUCUUGAUGAAAGCAUUUUGACAUGUUUCUUUUAACCGGGGAAUCACAGGCUCCACCAUGUUUUCACAACUUUAAUUUAGUGAAAAUCUAAAUAUCUCUUCACUAACCAGUUGGUGAAACAGAUGUAGUGCUUACUUUACUACUCUCCUCUGUCCCAAAUUAAUUGACUCAACUUGUCUCCAUACGCCACAUUUUGUGUCGUAUGGAGACAAAGUUGAGUCAAUUAAUUUGGGACGGAGGGAAUAGAGGGGUUAUCGUCUCUGCUUCAUUCUAAUUUCUUUUCUUUUAUUCUGCCCUCAUUUUAAGAUCAUGGUAGGUAGUGAUCAGAAACAGAUAGUAGAAGCAAAUGGAGAUUUCCAAAACAAACAGUGGAGUGAGAGCAUGUUUGCCAACCUUCAGGAAGUGCAGAUAAAGGACAUUGGUUUCUACUCUAAUGAGAUGUUUUUCAUAGAGCUUGUCCUUUCUAAAGCAAGGCUUCUUAGCAGACUGAGUAUUAGACUUGAUGUGGAAUGCUUAAUACCCAAAGAGGAGGUUUUGGACGUGUUAUUGAAGUACAGCAAAGCUUCACCUAAUGUCGAGGUCGGCCUUGAAGAUCUUGAUGAUGACAUGGAUAUGGAGAUUGGAACUGAUCUGGAACAGUCCACGGAUGAUGACAGCUGAUGGCUCAGGUCCAACGAGAACUUUUGGCGAGUAAAACCUACUUGAAGUUGUUGUCUCAUGAAUCAUCAAGAUAAAUACUCCCUCCAUUUCAUAAUUCUUGUCAGGUUUUAGUGUGAGGAAGGAAUUAUGAACAGAGGGACUGCAUUUUUUUAACCCAAAAAGAAAGAAUAAAAUUCUCUUGUAAGAGGACAGAGCUAUUCUACUUCCAGUUUACUUAAUCUCCGCAUUUGUA
Messenger RNA from Lolium perenne, 3652 nucleotides. NCBI's taxonomy places the organism in Eukaryota, Viridiplantae, Streptophyta, Magnoliopsida, Poales, Poaceae. The record is from RefSeq and is a predicted model, not a curated record.